AGCCACUAUCCAUUCAAUCUUAAUAUGUAAGUAUUGUGGUUGGUCAAUCUUAAAUAUUUAAUGAAGCUCCUUACUUUAGAACUCAAUCACACAAUAAUAUAGCGUAUUCUACGAAAAACCUCACUUGUGAUUGAAUAAGAAUGAAGCUCUUAAUGUCUCGCAGUUGUAAACCUUAUGUUUAUGUUUAGAGAACUCUACAACUCCUUUUUAUAGUAUUGGAGUAAUUAAAAAUUGAUGCUUUGGAAGGUGUAGAAACCUUUUCAGAUUUGGAAGCACGUCUUUACCACCUCUGGGCAUCAUUUGAUUAAUUCAUCGGCAACUUCUGGGUUCCCUCAAUUGAGCUAUUCUGGAGUAACUUCGAUCAAUUGACAUUCAGUAAUUAUGAAGCAAAGGGAACCACUUGAGCUCCCUUGCAAAAUGGAAAUGGAGGUAGACAAGAUCAGCAACUUACCAGGACAUAUUGUGGACAAAAUUUUGUCACAUAUGUCACUUAGGGAUGCAGUGAGGACAAGUAUUUUGUCAAGCAAGUGGAGGUACAAAUGGGUUACCCUUCCUCAUCUUGUAUUUGAUAAUCAAGGUGUAUGUAUUUUAUCUCAAGAUGCGAUGGUCAUUAAGAAUAAGCUUGUGAACAUUGUGGAUCAUGUCCUUUUACUUCAUACUGGCCCAAUACAAAAGUUUAAGCUUUCUCACCGGGAUCUUCAAGAUGUCAGUGACAUUGAUCGAUGGAUUCUUUAUUUGUCAAGGCUCUCUGUGAAAGAAUUCAUACUUGAAAUUUGGAGGGGUCAUCGCUACAAGCUACCUUCUUCUGUAUACUCUUUCCGAGAUUUGAUUCAUUUAGAAGUCUUUAAUUGUUUGUUAAAACCUCCUUCAACAUUCGAAGGGUUUAGAAGCUUGAAGAACCUUGAUCUUCAGCACGUUACCAUGGACCAAGAUGUAUUCGAAUAUCUUAUAUCUAAUUGCCCUCUUCUCGAGCGGUUGACAUUAAUGAACUUUGAUGAUUUCACCCAUCUUAAAAUCCGUGCUCCAAAUCUCCGAUUCUUUGACAUUGGAGGUGUUUUCGAAGAAAUUAAUUUUAUGAAUACCUUCAGUCUAGCCAUUAUUUCUGUUGCUUUGUAUAAAAAUGUUGGAAAUGACAAAAACUUGACUCGUGGCAAUACUAGCAAUUUGAUCAAGUUUUUUGCUCAUCUGCCUCAAAUUCAGAGGCUCGAGGUGCAGAGUUAUUUUUUGCAGUACUUGGCUGAUGGACGUGUACCUGGAAGGCUGCGUGCGCCGUGCAUUGAGCUCAAUUACUUAUCUGUAUGCAUAAACUUCAAUGAUAAAGAGGAGGUUUUGGUGGCACUCUGCCUUCUUAGAAGUUCUCCUAACCUACUAGAGCUUGAGAUGUUGGCUCGCCCAGAAAAACAGACCGUGAAGGGAACAGACGCAAGUUUUUGGGAAGAGGAUUCCAAUAAUUGUCCCCUCAACCAACUGCGGCUAGUUAAAAUCGCUUGCAUCUCCGGUGUCAGAUGCGAGAUGGAUUUCAUCAAUUAUCUGCUUGCAAAUUCACCUGUGCUCGAGAGAAUGACUGUUAAGCCUGCUUCAAAUGAUGGGGGAUGGGAGAUGCUAAAAGAGUUACUGCGAUUUCGGCGUGCUUCGGUGCAAGCAGAAAUCAUUUACAUAGAUCCGUGAUUAACUAUUCGUUGAGCUAAAUAUUUUUAAAGUUUUGAUGUGAACAACUCAUGGAUCUUUCUUCAUAAUACCCUUGUUCUGACACUAAAAUUAUGUUUUGUGAAUUUUGAAAAUGUAGAUUCAGGAAAUGGUCUUUUGCAGUGUUGAUUCUGUCUGUGUGUGGUGUGUGUUCUUCUAGUUCCGGAGUUCUCCCAAAUUAUUGGGGCCUGCACUGUAACUAUUCUGGAAAGUUAUUCGGAUGGCAUGGUUACUUUUUUA
Molecule: messenger RNA, 1926 nt
Organism: Cornus florida
Lineage: Eukaryota; Viridiplantae; Streptophyta; Magnoliopsida; Cornales; Cornaceae
Product: F-box/FBD/LRR-repeat protein At1g13570-like
Exons: 4
Coding region: 382-1668 (428 amino acids)
Molecular function (GO): protein binding
Source: RefSeq, a predicted model, not a curated record